CACCUGGCCAGAAAGGAAAGGGAAAGUGAUAGUUCGUCGCGUAUCCUUUAUUUACUGGUUCCUACGCAGUAUUUAAUUUUCGCAACUUCAGAUAAAAUUAAUAUUUUAGUGUUCUAUCAUGCAACAAUGCCGCCUGGGUUCUCUUACUCGAAAAGUAUUUUUACCUCAGAAAGGUCAAACAAGGUCUUUCUGGGAGUAUGUAAAUAUGAUGUUUAAUAAACCAGAUACGAACCGCAUAAAAACGGUGGGCCCGGAUCGAGCUUGUGCUGAAUGGGUGUUAAGAAACGGUGGUAAAGUAACAUGGGCAGAUGGUAAGAAGCAAACAGACUACAACUUAUUGCCCCCAGAGGAACUGAAAAGCCAGAAGUUGUUGGAAAUUGACGGCUCCGAUUCUUCAAUAUCACAUUAUGGAUUUUCCCAUCUAGAUGGAUGCACAAUGUUAAAGAAAAUUAUUUUACACAACAAUAAAUAUAUUGAUGACAGAGCUCUUAAAGGACUGGAGUAUGGCAAAGAUGUGUUAUCACAUGUACAAGUAUCUAAAUGUGUAAAUGUUACUGACCUGGGCUUGAAGGAAAUGAUUGUAUUAAAAAAUCUUAAAACUCUUGUAUUAUUUGAUCUAGCUAGUGUUGAAAAUCUGGCUGAAUGCAAACAAUAUUUGGGUUCAGGAUUACCAAAGUGUGAAAUAAGAGGACAAGUGGAAAGUGUGAAAACUUAAGAGGCCCC
This is a messenger RNA of Papilio machaon (common yellow swallowtail), 723 nucleotides long. RefSeq names its product ATP synthase subunit s, mitochondrial. The coding region runs from base 119 to 715 and encodes 198 amino acids. The transcript is spliced from 4 exons. The record is from RefSeq and is a predicted model, not a curated record. NCBI's taxonomy places the organism in Eukaryota, Metazoa, Arthropoda, Insecta, Lepidoptera, Papilionidae.